CUCGGCAUCGCAAUGAUUUGUGAGGCGUGCAGAAACAUCAACACCAAUCGCCAUGGGUGGGUGCACCACCGCAUGUGCCAUACUUUCAAGCGCUCUGUCAACCAAGGAUGCUACAUCUGUAAUCGUCUUUGGGCGUCUCUGACCUACGAUCAACAAUGCAUUGCUUCGUCUCUCGCUGAUGACGUUCGCUCCCCGUCUAUAGACGACGUUUUAACCGUGGCACGCUUCGAAGCAGAUGGCCCGGACGUUCCUUUGGGAUGCGACCAAGUCAAAGCAACAGGAAACAAAUUCAAACUUUCCGGGAGCACGAAGUCUGCUGAGACUUUGUCUCUUGCGAGAAAGUGGAUUGAAGAAUGUACAAUAAAACAUCAGCGGUGCGGGACACUCUCAGCAGGCCACGGUUGGUAUCCAACGCGACUUCUUGAUACUGGUCCUCUCAAAUUCCCAGAAUCAUGCCAAUUGAUUGAGACCCAAGCGGCUUCACUGAAUGGCUCUUAUAUAACGCUGAGCCACUGCUGGGGGGCUGCCGACUGUUUGAAACUGACAACUGACAAUUACGCCCAACUGCUUCAGGGCAUUUCUCUUUCUCAACUUCCCUUGCUAUAUCGGGACGCCGUAUAUGUUGCCCGUAAAUUGGACGUUAGAUACAUAUGGAUCGAUUCUCUCUGUAUCAUCCAGGAAGGAGACGAACGAGCAGACUGGCUAAGGGAGGCCAAGGUGAUGGGAGAGAUAUAUUCCAAGUCAUUCUGCACCAUCUCCGCUGCCAACGCGCCGGAUGGUAACCAUCCUCUCUUCCACUGGCGCAAUCCCGAAGCCCAUCACCCUCGAGCGGAAAACUUUAUUGUAGACGGGGAAGAAAGAUCGUAUUUCGUCUCUGAUCAGAGGUUUUGGGAAAAGGAGGUCUCGCGGGCUCUGAUCAACACUCGCGGGUGGGUCCUUCAAGAGCGAUACUUGUCUACCCGCGUGCUGUACUUCGGAGAGAGACAGAUUCUAUGGGAGUGCCGGGAAAUGGACGCUGCCGAGAUCUACCCAAAUGGUCUGCCUCGAACAAUUUUUUCCGAGUUCACAAGACUCAAAGAUACAUUGCCGACCCACCAAAUCAUGAAAAACGAUUCCGACGAAAGCAUUGCAGCAUAUGUUGCCUGGUCCAACAUUUCACGCGCCUACACUGCCAGUAAUUUGACGUUCCGUGGUGAUAAGCUCAUUGCUUUGUCAGCUGUUGCGAAGGUGAUGAGGGACAUCCUGCGCGACGACUAUGUUGCAGGCAUGUGGCGUCGGCAUCUAGAGCGGGAACUGGUCUGGUGCAUAAGAAUCCCCGCGGAACCACGGACCAAUGUGUAUCGUGCUCCAAGCUGGUCGUGGGCAGCGGUCGAUAGUGAGAUUACCCCUGGAAAGGUAGAUGCCAUCUCCAUCAACAUGCUAUUCGAGGUAGUCGACCUGCACCUCGAUUACUCAACAGAUGAUAGUACGAAUCUGAUUCACGGCGGCUGGCUGCGAUUGCGAGGGGUAUUGAAACAAUUGAUACUAAAUCGCCCCGAGUCGUACUCAACCCGAAGACCAAGGUGGGCAUCUCAAUGGGAGAUGGUCGUUAACGGAGUUGAAGCCAGUGUACGGUUACCAACGGUCUCUUCGACGGAAUAUAUACAACCUUACAUCAGACUCGAUUAUUUCCACGAUAAUUUCGAAGAGGAGAAUGCAAAUCAAGCUUUGUUCUGCAUGCCGGCGAUGGAGGAUCAACAUGAUGGUGGGGUGAUUCUGGCCUUUGUAUUGAAGGUGGAUGAUGUCGAAAAAGGAAUCUAUCGACGCAUCGGACUUGUUUGGGGAUGGGGCGAAGUAGUCAAGGAAAGAAUCAAGGCUCGCAGCGAGACCGAGGGCCAACUCCCAUGCGAGGAAUACAAAGAUGGACUGCAUAUGAUACGCGUCAUCUGACAGGCCAGGAACAAACGGAAGGUGUUCAGUAUUUGGGGUGAGGCGAUCGCGGGCACGAACCCAUUCGCAGCACUCCCCCAAAACCCCACAAAAUCAUUCCAUCCCACUCCAAUCCAUCUUCCUAGCGAAGAACGCGAGGCUAUGUAAAAAGCACAACAACAACAACAACAACAACAACAACAACAACAACAACAACAACACAGCGAACAAAACUCCACAGCUAUCUUACAAACCUUCCCACCUCCUUCCCCUCCCCCCCAAAAAAAAACCCCAGAAAUAGAUCUUAUUAAAUUUGACUCCACGACACAAUGUAUACCUAGAUU
Molecule: messenger RNA, 2252 nt
Organism: Periconia digitata
Lineage: Eukaryota; Fungi; Ascomycota; Dothideomycetes; Pleosporales; Periconiaceae
Source: the annotation of a GenBank genome assembly